Rhincodon typus (whale shark) is the source of this 3231-nucleotide messenger RNA. Its product is annotated as chromodomain-helicase-DNA-binding protein 1. Bases 1 to 3231 code for a protein of 1076 amino acids. Gene Ontology annotation, molecular function: chromatin binding; ATP-dependent chromatin remodeler activity; DNA binding. The record is from RefSeq and is a predicted model, not a curated record. Gene Ontology annotation, cellular component: chromatin; nucleus. Gene Ontology annotation, biological process: regulation of transcription by RNA polymerase II; nucleosome organization. The transcript has 22 exons. Lineage: Eukaryota; Metazoa; Chordata; Chondrichthyes; Orectolobiformes; Rhincodontidae.
AUGGACACUGAGGAGCUGGGAGAGCGACAGCAGUCUUCCAAGCCAAAAGAUCAGGGCACUGACCGACAGAAACAUCACUUUCAAUAUGAGGGAGCAAUGCAACAAGAAGCCAAAGAAAACUUAAAUGAAAACUACUUCUUAAGAGAUCUGAGCUGGAAAUGUGUUAAUAUUCAGUCUAAGAAUGAAAUUAGAACGUUAAGUCAAAGACAAUACAAUGAAGCUUUUGAGAUCGACCAAUUUCAGAUUGAGCGCAAGCAAUUACGGAAUUCUUGCGAUUCCGCGCCCGGAUUUCUAAAAGUUAAAAAUGUUGAGCUGGUCUAUGCGUAUUCUAUCGAAAAGAAAAGGAACAAUAGUGUUAUCCUUGCUGAUGAAAUGGGUCUUGGGAAAACCAUUCAAACCAUCUCCUUUCUCAGCUAUGUGUUCCACGAGCACCAGCUGUAUGGUCCAUUCCUAUUAGUAGUUCCGCUGUCAACACUCACUUCCUGGCAACGAGAAAUUGAGAUGUGGGCACCUGAAAUGAACGUCGUAGUUUACUUGGGGGACAUCAGUAGCCGUAAUAUGAUAAGAACAUAUGAAUGGAUGCAUCCUCAGACAAAGCGGUUGAAAUUCAAUAUAUUGUUAACAACAUACGAAAUUUUGCUGAAGGACAAGUCAUUCCUCGGAGGUGUAAACUGGGCUUUCAUUGGAGUAGAUGAAGCCCAUCGUCUGAAGAAUGAUGACUCUCUCCUGUAUAAAACCAUGAUCGACUUCAAGUCAAAUCACAGGCUGCUCAUAACCGGAACUCCACUCCAAAACUCACUCAAAGAACUCUGGUCCCUCCUUCACUUCAUCAUGCCAGAAAAAUUUUCUUCCUGGGAAGUGUUUGAAGAGGAACAUGGUAAAGGAAGAGAAGUUGGAUACACAAGCCUUCAUCGGGAACUGGAGCCAUUCUUGCUGCGAAGAGUGAAAAAGGACGUUGAGAAGUCUCUACCUGCUAAAGUUGAACAAAUCUUGCGAGUGGAGAUGAGUGCAGUCCAAAAGCAAUACUAUAAAUGGAUUUUAACCAGGAAUUACAAAGCCCUGAGCAAAGGGUGUAAAGGCAGCACUUCUGGCUUUCUCAAUAUCAUGAUGGAACUUAAAAAAUGUUGUAACCAUUGCUACCUCAUAAAACUUCCAGAAGAUAAUAAUUUCUAUAACAGACAGGAGGCCUUACAGCAUUUGAUUCGUAAUAGCGGGAAGUUGAUACUGUUGGACAAGCUGCUUUGUCGACUAAAGGAGCGAGGCCACAGAGUUCUUAUCUUCUCCCAAAUGGUUCGAAUGCUGGACAUUUUAGCAGAAUAUUUGAAAUGCCGACAGUUUUGUUUCCAGCGACUAGAUGGAUCUAUUAAGGGCGAGUUAAGGAAGCAAGCAUUGGACCAUUUCAAUGCAGAAGGAUCAGAUGAUUUCUGCUUUCUGCUAUCAACCAGAGCGGGAGGGUUAGGUAUAAACCUGGCAUCUGCAGACACUGUAGUUAUUUUUGAUUCGGACUGGAAUCCGCAGAAUGAUUUACAGGCACAAGCAAGAGCUCACAGAAUUGGUCAGAAAAAGCAGGUUAAUAUAUAUCGGCUAGUUACAAAGGGAACAGUGGAAGAAGAGAUCAUUGAAAGAGCAAAGAAAAAGAUGGUGCUGGAUCACCUUGUUAUACAACGAAUGGAUACAACCGGGAAAACUGUGCUACACACUGGCUCCAAUCCCACAAAUUCUACACCUUUUAAUAAAGAAGAGCUGGCAGCUAUCCUGAAGUUUGGAGCUGAGGAACUUUUUAAAGAGCCAGAAGGAGAGGAACAAGAACCACAGGAAAUGGAUAUUGAUGAAAUUCUUUGCCGUGCUGAAACUCGUGAAAAUGAACCUGGGCCUACCACUGUUGGUGAAGAGUUGCUAUCCCAAUUCAAGGUGGCAAAUUUCUCCACAAUGGAUGAUGACCUUGAACCUCAGCGCAAUACCAAGGACUGGGAUGACAUUAUUCCAGAAGCACAACGGAGAAGGAUGGAAGAGGAAGAACGACAGAAGGAACUUGAGGAGAUCUACUUGCUUCCUCGAAUGCGUAACUGUGCCAAACAGAUUAGUUUUAAUGGAAGUGAAGGAAGGCGAAGACGGAGGCGUUCUUCAGAGUCAGAUAGUGACUCCGUUUCUGAAGGGAAACGUCCGAAAAAACGUGGGAGACCUCGAACAAUUCCGCGUGAAAAUAUUAAAGGUUUUAGUGAUGCUGAAAUUCGAAGAUUUAUCAAGAGCUACAAGAAGUUUGGCGGACCUCUGGAAAGGUUAGAAGCAAUUGCACGAGAUGCUGAAUUGGUAGAUAAGUCAGAAGUAGAUCUCAGGCGGUUAGGAGAGAUGGUGCAUAAUGGCUGUAUUAAAGCUCUACGAGAGUCCACAGGCCAGGAGAAAACAGCUGCAAGGCGUGGUAAAGUAAAGGGGCCAACGUUCCGAAUCUCAGGUGUUCAGGUGAACGCUAAGCUAGUCAUUGCUCAUGAAGAGGAACUGGCACCCUUACACAAAUCUAUUCCACCCGAUCCAGAGGACAGGAAGAAGUACACUAUCCCAUGUCAUACUAAAGCAGCUCACUUUGAUGUGGAAUGGAACAAGGAAGAUGACUCCAAUCUUUUAAUAGGCAUCUAUGAAUAUGGCUAUGGUAGCUGGGAAAUGAUUAAAAUGGAUCCUGAUCUCAGUUUAACACACAAGAUUUUACCUGAUGACCCAGAUAAGAAACCUCAGGCCAAACAAUUGCAGACCAGAGCUGACUACCUCAUCAAAUUACUUAGUAAAGACCUGGCCAGAAAGGAGGCACAAAGGCUUGCUGAGGCUAAUUCAAAAAAAAGGAAACCAAGGAAUAAAAGGAGUAAAGCUGUAAAAAUUGUGAAGGUAGAAGAGAUUCAAAGUGAUUCAUCAGCACCGUCACCUUCAGUCAAAAGUUCAGAUGAAGAAGGAGAGAUCAAGGAUGAUAGUGCGGGAACAAAGUCUACAAGAAAGAAAUUGAGACCAGAAAAAGAAAAUGAAGAGAAAUUAGAACAAGAAACCAUAACCAAGAAAGAAGUUGAAGAGAAGGACAUCAAGAAAGAGCCAAAAGAAACAAGAAAAGACAAAAAAGAAAAGGAGGAAAAGAAAGAAACAAAAGAUAAAGAUAUCAAGAAAGAAAUUAAAGACAAGGAGGAUAAGGAUAAAGAACUUAUUUAUAAAGAUAGAGAAGUAAAAGAAGAGAAGGUAAAAUUAUGUUAA